UGCGAUGGUGUAAAUGAACGUAGCACGUAGAAUAUAUGAAACGUUAUAUUUGAAAGUAUAGACAGAAGUUUUUUCCUCGUGAUUUCUUCCUAGAAGAGAACAUUAGCGUCGUCGACAGUUUCUUCUGCAAAAUUAAGUCUGUGCACGAAAGGAAAUCGUUGUAAGCGAAGAAUAUUGAUUCGCUUGAGCUGUGUAACAGCUGACAUCAUACGUAAUCAUACCAACCUAAUAUCAAACACGUGACUCUUCUUGCAAUCUGGCGCUUAAUUUAAAUGAAAUAAGGAAACUUGACAGAAUAGUGAGUUAAAAAAACGAAAGAAUUAUUUCACUGCGUAAACGCAAUAAAAAAAAAAGUCGUAUCGAUUUCUUGUCUACAAUUAGCUUUGCGUUCAUCAAUUUAUUAUUAUUGAAAUUGAAUAUCGAGGAGAAAUUUGAAGUAAUCGCGUAUCUGAUUCUCGCCACGAUCGAUAAGUGAUAACACAAAGUAAAUAGAUCGUGACUAAACAACUAUUUGCAUAAGAUUUAACUUUCGAUUGAUAGAGCGAAUCAGCUAUCCGUCGAUAAGGUGAACCGUGUGAUAAAGCGAGGUCGUACGAUCGUCGAUAGACAGAAAGAAUCAGAGGCGAGAUGUUGACUGUAAUACGUAAAGCUACGCUCAGUCGUUUCUUGGAACUUUCAACGAAUAGUUCGUCGUUACGCGCGCGCAUCGUUGUCGCCAGAAUGAUGUCCUCCUGCAAUCAGGAUUAUGAUCAGAAAGUUGUCCCUAAGGAUGAGGUUAUUAGAUUUAUCAAGGAGAGCAUGUGUAAAGUCGGUACCAUGACAGAAGACGCAUGCAUCGUCGCUCAUCAGCUAAUGGUAGCGGAUUACAGAGGUCAUUUCAGCCAUGGGAUGAAUCGAUUGGAAAUGUACAUAACGGACAUCGAAAAGAGAAUCACCGAUCCCACCGCUCGACCGCAGAUUAUCAAUGAUUUUCAGGCGGUAGCCCUCGUUGAUGGAAAAAACGGGUUAGGUCAAGUGGUCGGCAAAUAUUGCAUGGAGCUUGCCAUAGAGAAGGCCAAAAAAUUCGGUAUCGGCAUGGUGGCGGCACGUGGCUCUAAUCACUACGGCAUCAGUGGUUACUACACCAUGAUGGCGAUGGAACAAGGACUGAUCGGUUUCAAUUGUACUAACACGAGUCCACUGAUGGUACCGACGCGCAGCACAAAAUCCGCUCUAGGAACGAAUCCCUUGUCUUUCGGUAUGUCCACCUGCGACGGCGAUGAGUUUCUUCUUGAUAUGGCAACCACAGCCGUUGCCUUGGGCAAGAUCGAGUUAGCCGUUCAGAAGAACGAGAACAUUCCCGAGGGCUGGGCACUUGGAUCUGACGGAAAAGUGACCUGUAAUGCCGAAGAGGCUUACAGAGUUUCUUCAUUAUUGCCUCUCGGUGGCAGCGAACGCAAUUCUGGAUACAAGGGUUAUGGUCUGGGUCUGAUGGUUGAGAUACUCUGUGGUAUCCUGAGCGCAAGUCAUUUCGGACUGAACAUCCGCAACUGGAAGUCCGGCGAUACAGCCGCCAAUCUCGGACAUUGCUUUAUAGUCAUUAAUCCGAAUGCCUUUGAUUGCGGAUCAAAAGAGAGAUUGACGAUCCUGCUCAAACAGAUGAGAGACCUACCUUCCUUCUGCAACGAGCCAGUUCUGAUUGCCGGUGAUCCCGAAAAACAACACAUGAAAAAAGUCGACAUGGAGGGCGGUUUGACGUAUCAUUCAAAUCAAUUAAAGAUUUUGCAAGAAAUCUCUAAACGCAUAGGCGUACGACCGUUGAAACUCAUAUCUAAAUCCGUUUGAUUUUUUAGUUAUCAGCAAAAAAUUAAUCUAUUCUAUCUAAUUUCAUUUCUUUUAUAUAUUGAUCGUUCGUCUAUUUUUAAUAAAUUCUAAUAUGAAAAAAAAGAUAAUCGAAAAUUAAUUAAAUGCUAACUUAAUUGUUGUAAUAAAGAAAAUAUAUUAAAAUUAUUGUAAUAAAGAAAUAUCUAUUUUGAAGAA
This is a messenger RNA of Atta colombica, 2019 nucleotides long. RefSeq lists its product as uncharacterized. The record is from RefSeq and is a predicted model, not a curated record. The transcript has 2 exons. Lineage: Eukaryota; Metazoa; Arthropoda; Insecta; Hymenoptera; Formicidae. The coding region runs from base 628 to 1824 and encodes 398 amino acids. Gene Ontology annotation, molecular function: oxidoreductase activity.